Nelumbo nucifera (sacred lotus) is the source of this 339-nucleotide messenger RNA. NCBI's taxonomy places the organism in Eukaryota, Viridiplantae, Streptophyta, Magnoliopsida, Proteales, Nelumbonaceae. The record is from RefSeq and is a predicted model, not a curated record.
AUGGGUCACACACGGCUUCUUCUAACUUCAGUGGGGCAGCUCAACUCUUUUGAAAUGCCGUUUUGGAAUCGAAAUGGUGGGUCCAAUCAUGUCUUCGUCACUUUACACGAUUACGGAGUUUGUUUUCAUGCCAUGGAGGACGUAGCAAUCGCAAACAGGAUUCCUGCAUUCUUGAGGCAAUCAAUUAUAUUGCAUACUUCUGGUGUUAGUUCCCACCAUCCGUGUCAAGACGUUGAAAAUGUGUUGAUGCCACCUUAUAUCUUGUCGGAAAUCGAGUCAACACGAAACACGGUGCCGGUUAAUGGCGAGGGGACAUAUGGGAAUUUUUCAGAGGCAUGA